UGCCCUCCUGCAUUCUGUAGCUUCACUAGCGACAGCACGUUUUCCCAGGGUGCAGUGGCAAAGAAAAAUAACAGGUGAGGGAGGUAUAGAAGCUCUUAAAUUCUUGGUUCUGCCUUGGAGAGGUUCCAGAGAACAGGAAAACCUGUUUAGAAGGCUUUGGUAAUGGUCUGGGCUAGAGAAAAUUGUGUAAUGAGCUAGUGUUGAACAAAUGGAGAUUUGGGAGCUUGAACUCUGGCAUCUUAGUGAGUGUAGGCAAUGACACCCCAAAGAGACCCAGUGAAUAGUGACAGUGUCAAAAUUGAUUCUUCCUGACUGGAAUGCCACUUCCUAUCUCAAGCACAUGUUCGCUCUUCUGCCUACCUUUAAACUCCUGGGUUGAAAAAAUAAGAGACAGAGGUGAUACAGCCAUGGGGCAGGCUGCAAGAGCUCAGGGGAAACCGCAAGAGGGCGCUCCUUUCUUCAGAUAAGGCUUGCUUCCACAUUUGCGUGGUGGUUUGACAUCCCUUGGUCCCUCUUCUCUGUGCAUAUUACCUGCCUUCUUCAGUUACUCUUCAGCUGCCAGGGGCAGGCAGGCUCUUUCUAAAGGGGCACAGACUCUCCAGAAGAUCCCACACAGAACCCACAGAUUCUGAGACCAGAUCAUCGCCUGUCAGGGUGUUCACGGGUGCAGAGCCCUUUGUCUUCCACACAGCUCUCCAGCCAUGCGCUCCGACUUCGGCUCACUGCUUGCUGUGGUCCUGCUGCUGAUUCUCAGAAGAACCCACGGAGACUCAGUGACCCAGACAGAAGGCCCAGUUACUCUCUCUGAGGAGGCAGCUCUGACCUUGAACUGCACUUACCAGACCAGCAAUGUAGUUUUCCUUUUCUGGUAUGUCCAGUAUGUUAAUAAAGCUCCUCAACUCCUCCUGAAGAGGUCAUUGGGCGAAGACAGAGCAGAGAACGAAGGUUUUUAUGCCAAUCACAUUAAGGAUGACAGCUCCUUCCACCUGCAGAAACGCUCCGUGCAAACGUCAGACUCUGCUGUGUACUACUGCGCGAUGAGAGACACAGUGGGAGGGACUGCAGGGGGAGCUGAGCACAAACCAGAGAGGGCAGGUGGGGCCUGGGUGAGGCAGCCCUGGGAGGGAGAGUUAUGGCUUCUCUCCAGAACUGAGAUCAAAGUGGCUUUGGUCAAUCAGAGACUCCAGCAGCUGCAGUGGCGACCCUAUGAUUUCAGUAGGACCAUGAGGAUUUAUAGAGAAACCGAACCAAGAGAACUGGCUGAUGGAGCUCAGAAACACACAUCCAACGAUCAGUAUAACAGCUGUGAUUGUCGGAUGGAUUUGCUCACUCAAGAAAUAUUUGAGUACCCACCAAAUUCCAUGACAUUGCCUCAAAAUGAAUCUUUUCAUAUGCUAAAAAAGUGCUGUUUUAUGAAUAAUUUGGUUGUACAGUGUACUUACACAAACCUAGAUGGGAUUGUAGUAACACACCUGGGCCGUGUGGUGUAG
Tupaia belangeri chinensis (Chinese tree shrew) is the source of this 1490-nucleotide messenger RNA. RefSeq lists its product as uncharacterized. The record is from RefSeq and is a predicted model, not a curated record. Bases 702 to 1490 code for a protein of 262 amino acids. Lineage: Eukaryota; Metazoa; Chordata; Mammalia; Scandentia; Tupaiidae. The transcript is spliced from 5 exons.